AUGCAGGUGCUCCAGAUGGGUUUUAACCGGAUGCGGAACCUGACGGAGGCGAUGCUGCGGGGCCUGGGCAAGCUCCAGUACCUCUACCUGCAGGCCAACCUCAUCGAGUCGGUCAGCGCCAACGCCUUCUGGGAGUGCCAGGACCUGGAGAACGUGGACCUGUCCAUGAACCGCCUCGCGGCGCUGGACGGCGCCACCUUCGCCAGCCUGCCCAAGCUCACCACCUGCGAGCUCUACGCCAACCCGUUCGGCUGCACGUGCGAGCUCCUGGGCUUCCUGCGUUGGCUCGCCAGCUUCCCCAACCGCACGCGCGAGCGCAUGACCUGCGACUCCCCGCCCGGCUUCCAGGGCUACAGCCUGCUCAGCCAGAACCCGCGCCUGCCCGCCUACCGCAACGCCCUGCACGCCCUCAAGACCGUCUGCACCGACGACGACGACCACCCGCGCGGAGGAGGAGGCGGAGGAGGAGGAGGAGGAGGGCCCACCACCUACCUGUUUGGAGCCGCGGAGGUCGGGGGCGGCGGGACUCCCGGCGGAGGCGGCGGCCGCUCGCGAUGCGGCGUGCUGGAGGAGUGCGCCUCGGGGUCCCCGCCCACCCCAGAGGAGCCAAUCAGCACGAGCCGCGUGCACCUGGGGGCGGGUCCGGUCUCGGGGUCCCGCCCCGUGAUCCGUCUGAAGGACCUGAGCACCACCCUGCAGGGCCACACGGCGGUGGUGUCGGUGCACAUCCCCGACCCGUUCCGCAAGAUGUACGUGCUGGUGCAGUACAACAACAGCUUCUACACGGACAUCCAGCCGCUCAAGCUGCCGCGCGAGGAGCUGGAGCUGUCGCGCCUGCGGCCGCACACGGAGUACACCUACUGCGUGGUGUCGGUGCGCAACGCCCUGCGCUUCAACGAGACGUGCCUGGCCAUCCCCACGGGGCCGCGGGCCGUGCGCGAGCGGCCGCCCGGCGAGUCGAGGGCCACGCACUACAUCAUGACGCUGCUGGGCACGCUCUUCGGCAUGCUGCUGGCGCUCGGCGCCGCCUGGCACUGCGUGAGGAAGAGGCGGAGGGACGAGGAGCGCAGCCGCAAGCUGAGCCAGAUGAAGAGGAGCCUGAUGGAGCUGAGGUACGGCGGCGGGGGGCAGGUCGAGGGCGGCGGGGGCGGGGGCGGGGGAGAGGGGGGUCGCUGCACAGGAUGCCACCCAUGGAGGCGUAUCAGCUGCAGCUGCAGGAGGUGGAGGACACCCCCGCCAGGAGCUCUGGCGCCCCCAAGGGGAACUACAUGGAGGUGCGGGGAGGAGCCCAUCCCGGCCUCUCAGCUGCGCGACCCGGACGACCAGGAGCGUGGGGACCGCAACAUGGACCGCGACUCCGCGGACGACGCCGCGCAGGGUUCCGUGGCCGAGAUCUCCACCAUCGCCAAGGAGGUGGACAAGGUCAACCAGAUCAUCACCAACUGCAUCGACGCGCUCAAGUCCGAAUCCACGUCCUUCGCGGGGGCGCCGCCGCCCGGGGUCGUCUCCAUGGCGACCGGCGGUGACCCCCAGCUGGUGAUGUCGUCGUCGGCGGAGCGACGCUGCUCGCCGUCCUCCCUCGGCGGCGGCCGAGGCGGAAGCUUCCUGUCUCCCGCCUACAAGGGGCGUGGCUCCGGCUCCCGGCCCGCCCUCCAGCGUCACCACAGCGUGGAGGCUCCGCCCAUCAAGCGAGGCUCCGCCUCCUCCGGCGGGUCCCUGCGCUCGCCCCGCUCCCUGCGCUCCGUCUCCACGGUGACCCCCGCCGCCGUCAUCCUGCGCGCCGAGGCCGAGCGAGCCGCCGCCCGCCAGCAGCAGCAUCAGAGCGAGCACCACCGCCACUCCUACCCCCCCCACUCGCCCCCCCUGGGCACCCCCCGUGGAGGCCCCCAGAUGCCCCUGGACCCCUCCCAGCGCCGCCCGCCCCUGCUGGAGCCCCUGGCCCUGGCCCGGCAGCGGGAGCUGUCCUACACGCAGCUGUCCCCCGAGGACUACCAGGAGUACCAGGACUACCCAGAGGGGGGCAGCAGCGAGGCCUCCAGCCCCGAGAUGUCCUGCGGCGGGGGGGCUCUGGGCCUCUGGGAGCGCUUCCGCUUCCACCGCAAGCGCCCGCGUCACCAGGGAGACGAGUACCUGGCCGCGGGCCACGCGCUCCGACGCAAGGUGCAGUUCGCCCGCGACGAGGACCUGCACGACAUCCUGGACUACUGGAAGGGUGUGUCCGCCCAGCAGAAGACCUGAAGACACACACACACA
Molecule: messenger RNA, 2253 nt
Organism: Clupea harengus (Atlantic herring)
Lineage: Eukaryota; Metazoa; Chordata; Actinopteri; Clupeiformes; Clupeidae
Gene: elfn1b
Product: extracellular leucine-rich repeat and fibronectin type III domain containing 1b
Cellular component (GO): plasma membrane
Molecular function (GO): protein binding
Source: RefSeq, a predicted model, not a curated record